Messenger RNA from Notodromas monacha, 1052 nucleotides. The record is from the annotation of a GenBank genome assembly. NCBI's taxonomy places the organism in Eukaryota, Metazoa, Arthropoda, Ostracoda, Podocopida, Cyprididae.
AAAAUAAGUUAGUCACAGAAGAAUUUGUCCUGGUAGAGAAAGAAGGCGCGAGAAAGGGACGAACAGGUUCAAAAGAAUCAUGGUUUUAACUUACAGUUACUCAAAUGUUACCACGUUAACAACCGAGCGUGUCGAUAUUUAACGGAGGUGAUCAGCAUCGUCCCAUGCAUAGCAAUUCGAUGCGAUUUCUCGGCGGUGAUGACGUCAACAAGCGCCUCAACAAGGAGAAAAAAGCCUCCAGAUCCUUACACAAAGGCAAGCAUAAGAAAAAGAAAGGCUCCAAGACAUCAGUCGACUUUGGAAAGGUCGGCUUGGAUCCAGACGCAGACAUUACCUCAUUUGAGGCAGACACAGACGAAGGUGACGAUGAGGAGGAGAGGACAGAGGAAUCCACGGAUUCGGUGGAGAUAAUCGACGGAAAACAGAACCAAAUAGCGACUGCCGCCAACGUAGAGCUCAACCCUGAACAAACCCGCAAAUCUUCCAUUUUGCUGCUCAGAAGUCGCAAAGGAAUCCUACGACGCCCGAAAAAACACAUUUCCAUUCCCCAAACGCCAGAAAAGCGGGAUUCCAACAGUUUUUCUGGAUUGCUAAAUCGGUUUCUCUGGCGAGGACCCAAAAACAUUGACGAGGACGUGAACCAAAGCCCCGACAUCCGAGGGGUUACCUUCGGGGAGAAUGAAAUCAAGUACUUCACAACUAGUCGGGAAUCGAGGGAGUACCGAAAAGGUAUUUUCGGGAAUCGCAAGCGGUUCCGGCGGAAAAAGCGACGGAGAUCUUCCGACACAGUCGUCGCCGAAAAUCGCGAACCGAAACCUUCCACGGAUGAGGGACACGCAGUAGAAACACCUGAACCAGAAGUAUCUCGUGCAAAUGGGGAAGAACCAAGACUCGACAGACAUGGGUCAGGGGGAGCACGACGGAAGCUGUCCAGAAGAAUUCUGUCGUCAAUUCUGCACAGCAGAUUGUUCCAAAGAAUGAGAUUCUCCGUGGUUCCGAAACAAAAAUAGUUUUAAGCGAACAGCAAUAUUCUACAGAGUGAAUUUUAAAAA